AAUGGCGGAUCUGAGAAAUGGAGAAGGAGCAGCAGUAGCGGCCUCGGGACGCCAGGGGGAGACGGUUGCGCACCUGUCACAUUGCGCGCGCUCGCAAAGAAGUCGUCGAAGCUUCAAGCUAGCGACGCGACAGACGAAGUUAAACUUUGAAUAAACGAUGAGCAACUUGCACAGUGUUGGGAAUUCAACCUCUGCCCACGAGCCCUUAAGCCUUCUACGUGGCUGUAUUUGAAGUGUUACUGAUUACAAUGACGCCCGCUUCUUCGGCUCCCUCGGCUCCUUCGGCUCCCUCGGCUCCCUCGGCUCCCUCGGCUCCCUCGGCUCCCUCGGCUCCCUCGGCUCCUUCGGCUCCUCCGUCUCCUCUGUCGCCUCCGGGCUCCCGUCGCUCCCGAGCCGGAGCGGCGCGAUGUGACCAAGACGACGGGCGCACUUUGGCUGUGGCGGCCACUUGACACCUGGUAGCGAGGGGUGAGGGGGUGGGGGGGCCAGUCAGCAGCAGGAUCAGGAUGACAAGAUGGCCGGCUGUGUGUUUCCAAUGGGACCGGAGAGCUUUCAGCGCUUCACGCCGGACUCUCUGGCGGCCAUCGAGCAGCGCAUCGCCAAGGAGGAGGCCCGGCGCAACAAACACUACCAGGAGGACCUCGGCGACGUGGAGGUCCCUCGGCCGCGGGCCGACCUGGAGGCGGGCAAACAGCUGCCCCGCAUCUACGCCGACAUCCCGUCUCACCUGGUGGGCGUCCCCCUGGAGGACAUCGACCAGUUCUACUUCCGAGAUCAAAGGACCUUCAUAGUGCUGAACAAAGGCAAAGCCAUCUUUCGCUUCAACGCCACGUCGGCGCUCUACUUCUUCAGCCCCUUCCACCCCGUGCGCGCCGUCGCCAUCAGGAUCCUGGUGCACUCGCUCUUCAGCUUGUUCAUCAUGUGCACCAUCCUGACCAACUGCUGCUUCAUGGCCAUGUCGGAGCCCGCCGCCUGGGCCAAAUACGUCGAGUACACGUUCACGGGCAUCUACACCUUCGAGUCGCUCAUCAAGAUCUUGGCCAGGGGCUUCUGCGUGGGACCCUUCACCUUUCUGCGGGACCCCUGGAACUGGCUGGACUUCAGCGUCAUCGUCAUGGCGCUGUUAACAGAGUUUAUCAAAGUAGGAAACCUGCAGGCACUGAGAACCUUUCGAGUCCUGAGAGCCCUGAAAACCAUCUCGGUCAUCCCAGGCCUGAAGACCAUCGUGGGCGCUCUGAUCCAGUCGGUGAAGAAGCUGGCCGACGUGAUGAUCCUGACCGUCUUCUGCCUGAGCGUCUUCGCCCUCAUCGGCCUUCAGCUCUUCAUGGGGAACCUCCGUCAGAAGUGCGUCCGCAGCACGCUGCACUGCGUCAACGGCAGCCUGCCCGCCGACGCCUCCUUCGUCUGCAACAACAGGACUUGGACGUCCAUGAGGCACUUCGUCGCCCACGAGGACAACUUUUACAAGGUGGAAGGGGCCAAGGAUGCGCUGAUCUGCGGCAACAGCAGCGACGCGGGGAAGUGUCCCGACGGUUUCGAGUGCCUGAAGGCGGGACGCAACCCCAACUACGGCUACACCAGUUUCGACACCUUCGGCUGGGCCUUCCUGUCGCUCUUCCGCCUCAUGACUCAGGACUACUGGGAGAACCUCUACCACCAGACGCUGCGCUCGGCCGGGAAGACCUACAUGGUGUUCUUCGUGGUGGUCAUCUUCCUGGGCUCCUUCUACCUGGUCAAUCUCAUCCUGGCCGUGGUGGCCAUGGCCUACGAGGAGCAGAACCAGGCCACCAUCGCCGAGGCCUGCCAGAAGGAGCGCGAGUUCCAGCUGGCCGUCGAGCGGCUCAAGAAGGAGCAGCAGGUUUCCGCACAAAAAGCCCCGGACUCGGACUUGGACUCUGUGACGUCGCCGGAGGCGUCUCCCUUGGGCCCUCCGCUGGACGAGCGGCGGCGGAGUCAGGCGCUGGUGGGCGUGGCCGACGUGGAGGCUAACCUAUCGGAGGAGCGGCUGCUGCAGGCCGACGGGACGGAGGGCACCAAGCCCCUCCACCCGCCGCCGGCCCGAUCUUUCUCCACCAGAACGCGGCGGAGCAGCCAGGUGUCGUCCAUCUUCAAUUUCCGGCUGAGGGGCCGCGGCUCGGAGGCGGAGACGGCCGACGACGGCUACGGCGCGCCGUGCGACCCGGCGGACGGCGUCCGGAGCCGCACGUACAGCGGCGGCACCUUUGGAGGAAUCCUGACCCAACAGCGACCCGCGCGCCGCCCCAGCACCUACAGCGCCGCCAGCAGGGGCUCGCAGGUAUUUUAUCCCAGCCUGAACAUCAACGGGAAGCUUUUCGUUGCCAUGGACCACAACGGGGUGGUCUCGCCGCCGCCGCCGCCGGCGCCGCAGGGGCAGCUGGCUGCCGGCAUCAUGGAGAAGGUCAAGGAGGAAAGCCAGCUUCCGACAUCCAGCACGGAACUGAGCGCGGUUCCGCUCCCGCAGACGACGUCCACGCCGGGCCCGGAGCGCCGCGGCCGAGCGCUGAGCGCCGCCAGCUGCCUGACGGACGCCAUGGAGGAACUGGAGGAGGCCCACAAGAAGUGCCACCCGUGCUGGUACGCGUUCGCCCGGCGCCACCUGGUGUGGGAGUGCGCCCCCUGGUGGCUGCAGGUCAAGCGCGCGGUGAAGAUGAUGGUGAUGGACCCGUUCCUGGACUUGGCCAUCACCGUCUGCAUCGUGCUCAACACGCUCUUCAUGGCCAUGGAGCACUACCCCAUGACCGACGACUUCAACGGGAUGCUCACCGUCGGAAACCUGGUGUUCUCGGGCAUCUUCACGGCGGAGAUGCUUCUGAAGAUCAUCGCGCUGGACCCGUACUACUACUUCCAGACAGGGUGGAACAUCUUCGACAGCAUCAUCGUCUGCCUCAGCCUGAUGGAGCUCGGCCUCUCCGACGUGGAAGGACUCAGCGUGCUGCGAUCCUUCCGACUGCUGCGCGUGUUCAAGCUGGCUCGCUCGUGGCCGACGCUGAACACGCUGAUCAAGAUCAUCGGCAACUCCAUGGGCGCCCUGGGCAACCUGACCCUGGUGCUGGCCAUCAUCGUCUUCAUCUUCGCCGUGGUGGGCAUGCAGCUCUUCGGCAAGAACUACCAGGACUGCGUGUGCAAGAUCUCCAAGGACUGCUCGCUGCCUCGCUGGCACAUGAAGGACUUCUUCCACUCCUUCCUCAUCGUCUUCCGGGUGCUGUGCGGCGAGUGGAUCGAGACCAUGUGGGACUGCAUGGAGGUCGCCGGGCAGCCGCUCUGCAUCCUGGUCUUCAUGCUGGUCAUGGUCAUCGGAAACCUGGUGUUGCUGAACCUGUUCCUGGCGCUGCUCCUCAGCAGCUUCAGCUCCGACAACCUGUCGGCGCCGGACGACGACGGCGAGAUGAACAACCUGCACGUCGCCAUCCGCAGGAUCGGCCGAGGCCUGGCGUGGUGCCGCCGUCAGGUUGCCGAUUUCUUCAACGGCAACCUGAAGCGCCGCCGGCAGAAGCGCAAAGACGCCGACGGCGGCGUGAAGCUCAAGCGUCUCGGCGGCGGCGGUGCCGCCGCCGAGUCCAACGGCGCCGUCUCCGGCGCGGCGCCGGCUCCCGACGUCGGCCCCCGCUGCCCGGCCCGCCCCCGCCCCGCUCCCCUCAACCGGGGGCACCUCCCGGGCCGCCACGUGGAGAAGUACGCGGCGCCCGACGACGACAGCUACGUGACCGACCCCGACCUCACCGUCAGCGUGCCCAUCGCGCCCGGCGAGUCCGACGUGGAGUUUCCCGACGACGAGGAGGACGACGACGACGAGGAGGCGGAGCGGGACGACCGCAGCGACGACUCGCGGGGAGACGGCGCCGAGCGCGACGAGAAGGACGACAUCAGCCUGUCGGAAGGCAGCACGGUGGACCUGAGGAAGCCCGGCGACGAGGAAGACGAGUACUCCGAGAUGGCCGAAGAGGCCACGGACCCCGAAAACUGUUUCCCAGACACGUGCGUGUCCAGGUUCAAGUGCUGCGACGUGGACACGGCGGCGGGCGGGGGCCAAGUGUGGUGGCGCAUGAGGAAGACCUGCUACCACAUCGUGGAGCACAGCUGGUUCGAGUCCUUCAUCAUCUUCAUGAUCCUGCUCAGCUCGGGCGCCCUGGCCUUCGAGGACAUCUACAUCGAGCAGAGGAAGGUGGUGAAGGUGGUCCUGGAGUACGCCGACAAGAUCUUCACGUACAUCUUCAUCCUGGAGAUGAUGCUCAAGUGGCUGGCGUACGGCUUCAAGAAGUACUUCACCAACUACUGGUGCUGGCUCGACUUCCUCAUUGUGGACGUGUCGCUGGUGAGCCUGGUGGCCAACACCCUGGGCUACUCGGACUUCGCCGCCAUCAAGUCCCUGCGGACCCUGAGGGCGCUUCGCCCCCUGCGGGCGCUCUCCCGCUUCGAGGGCAUGCGGGUGGUGGUGAACGCGCUGAUCGGCGCCAUCCCGUCCAUCAUGAACGUGCUGCUGGUGUGUUUGAUCUUCUGGCUGAUCUUCAGCAUCAUGGGCGUCAACCUGUUCGCCGGCAAGUUCGGCCGCUGCGUGGACCGCGCCGGCCGCGCUUACGACGCCGCCCUGGUCAACAACAAGUCCGAGUGCCGCGCCCUCCGCGAGCGCCGCGACGAGGACGGCGAGCGCUACUACUGGACCAAGGUCAAGGUCAACUUCGACAACGUGGGCGCCGGCUACCUGGCGCUGCUCCAAGUGGCCACGUUCAAGGGCUGGAUGGAGAUCAUGUACGCGGCGGUGGACUCGCGAGCCGUGGACGAGCAGCCCAUCAAGGAGGUCAACCUCUACAUGUACCUCUACUUCGUCAUCUUCAUCAUCUUCGGCUCCUUCUUCACCCUCAACCUCUUCAUCGGCGUCAUCAUCGACAACUUCAACCAGCAGAAGAGGAAGAUAAGAGGCCAGGACAUCUUCAUGACGGAGGAGCAGAAGAAAUAUUACAACGCCAUGAAGAAGCUGGGCUCCAAGAAACCCCAGAAGCCCAUCCCCCGACCUUUGAACCAAGUCCAGGGCUUCUUCUUCGACGUGGUGGCCAAGCAGGCGUUCGACAUCAUCAUCAUGGUGCUGAUCCUGCUCAACAUGAUCACCAUGAUGGUGGAGACGGACGAGCAGUCGUCGCAGAUGGAGCGCGUCCUCAACAACGUCAACGUGGCCUUCAUCGUGGUCUUCACCGCCGAGUGCAUGCUGAAGAUCGUGGCGCUGCGCUGCUACUUCUUCACCGUGGGAUGGAACAUCUUCGACUUCGUGGUCGUCAUCCUCUCCAUCGUCGGCAUCGUGCUGGCCGACAUCAUCGAGAAGUACUUCGUGUCGCCGACGCUGUUCCGCGUGAUCCGGCUGGCGCGCAUCGGCCGCAUCCUGCGGCUGAUCCGCGGCGCCAAGGGCAUCCGCACGCUGCUGUUCGCCCUGAUGAUGUCGCUGCCGGCCCUCUUCAACAUCGGCCUGCUGCUCUUCCUGGUCAUGUUCAUCUACGCCAUCUUCGGGAUGGCCAACUUCGCCUACGUCAAGCGGCAGGCGGGCAUCGACGACAUGUUCAACUUCGAGACCUUCGGCAACAGCAUGAUCUGCCUGUUCCAGAUCACCACGUCGGCGGGCUGGGACGGCCUCCUCAGCCCCAUCCUCAACAACUCGCCCGAGGAGUGCGACCCGCACGUGCCGCACACGGGCACCGGCCAGCGCGGCGACUGCGGCAACCCGUCGGUGGGCAUCGCCUUCUUCGUCACCUACAUCAUCAUCUCCUUCCUCAUCGUGGUCAACAUGUACAUCGCCAUCAUCCUGGAGAACUUCAGCGUGGCCACCGAGGAGAGCACGGAACCGCUGAGCGAGGACGACUUUGAGAUGUUCUACGAGGUCUGGGAGAAGUUCGACCCGGAGGCCACGCAGUUCAUCGAGUACGCCAAGCUGUCCGACUUCGCCGACUCGCUGUCGGAGCCGCUGCGCAUCGGCAAGCCCAACAAGAUCAAGCUGAUCUCCAUGGACCUGCCCAUGGUGAGCGGCGACAAGAUCCACUGCCUGGACAUCCUCUUCGCCUUCACCAAGCGCGUCCUGGGCGAGUCGGGCGAGAUGGACGCCCUCAAGCAGCAGAUGGAGGAGAAGUUCAUGAUGGCCAACCCGUCCAAGAUCUCCUACGAGCCCAUCACCACCACGCUGCGCCGCAAGCAGGAGGACGUGUCGGCCGCCGUCAUCCAGCGCUGUUACCGCCGACAUCUGGUGCGGCGCCAGGUGAAGGCCGCCUCCUACCUCUACCGCCGGAUCACCACGCCGCGCCGGGGGCCUGGCCGGGCCGGGGGCGAGGAGGCCGACGGCGAGGAGGAGGCGCCCGAGAAGGAAGGCCUGAUCGCCGCCAUGAUACGCCAGAACUACGGGUCCGGGCCGGCCGGGACCGAGCACUCCGAGGCGGCGGCGGCGGCGUCGUCGUCGUCGUCGUCGUCGCCGCCGCCGUCCUCCUACGACAGCGUGACGCGAGCCCCCGCGGAGACCGACGUACGGGACGCCGCGCCGUCGGAGCAGCGACGCCAAACGUGGAGGAGGCAAAAGUGACCACGAGGGGGCGCCAGAAAAGCCUCAACGUAAUAAGUGCGGUGACUUCUCGGUACUUCCUGGCCCCUGCUGGAUGCUCCCGUAACUGCAGCGGCUUCUUGUAAGCCCCCCCGCCCCCCACCCCACCCCCCCACGCCCCGACGACCGUAUCCGUCACGUCUCCUAUUGGCCCGGAACUCCCGUUGACUGCGUUAGCGGCAUUAAAAGUGUUAGCUUGCGAGUGCAAAUAAGCAAGGUGAGCUUAGCAUAGGUUUUGUUUGUAAAAGUUCAACUUUGAUGAAAGUUUUUUCAUAGCUGUAACUUUUUUUUUUUUUUUUGCGGGGCGUGAUUUGAUGAGGGGAAAAAAAGAUUUCCUCUUUGGAGCCGUGCGACACUCCGAUGGAAGAAUUUUUUUAGGCUUCCCAUCACUGUAUUGACAUUUUCCCACUCAGUCGUUGGCCGGGUGGCAGGAAGCGAAGCUGGGCGACGUUUGACAACCGUUGUCAAACGUCGACGUGAAUUUUUGUCCUCGUCGCGCGUCGUCAUUUACGUUUGACGGACGACCAAAGUAGACGACAGACGAGAAGACGACAAUCAGCAAAAACAUUCACCGGCGUGUGGUCGACGCCGUUAUUGUUCUGACAAGAACUCGCUUCUCUCUCUUUUUUUUUUUUCGCCACGCGUACGCUGGAAAAGGGAAUUCUUGUCUUUGGCGGUGAGGUCAAAGCCAACAAAAAAAAAAUGGUCCCGUUUUUUCCUUGAUGGCCGUUUCAUUCCAAACAAAUUUGCACAGGAGAAGAUGGAGACUGUACAUCUGGUAUCUGUUUAACAGGUUCCUCCCAAAGAAACGUCACGUUUGUCGACAUCUUUAUUUAUUUCAAAGGUGACUCCCCCCCCCCACACACCCCCCGCUUUUAUCUUGUUGCUUUUCUACGAACACUCGGACACUUAUUUUUUUUGCACUGAAGAAACGUGAAAAAAAAAAAAAAGACAAAAGCGUGAGCAGCAAUAAACGCUCGGCCCGAAAACCUUCUCGCUUUCAGGACCUUGGGAUGGCAAAACGGCAAAUGCACAAGCUCGGACCCGGCGCCGGUGUGGUCCCCCCCCUUGAGGGCAGAAAUAAAAGGAACCCGGACUUGGUUCUGCCGCCGCCGUGACGCUGAAGGGCUCCUUCCAGUAGCAAUAGCACACUCGCCGCGGUCCCUCAGGUGGCUUCUGAUUGGCAUUUUGAAAACGGCCAAACAAAGGCGCCUCCCGUGGCGUACGUCCAUCUAAGAAUAAGCGCUGAUAUUUCUAUGGCACAUUUGAGGAGGAGCUUCGGAUCAGCACUUGCCAAACGGCCACAUUUGAAUUUCAAACUAACGGUUCGGACUCUGCGCUAGUCCAUUUUUUACACCGUGAAGCGGAAAGUACGACCCAACCCGACGCGACAACCGCGGCUACCUGAAAAUACCGCCGUGUUAAAAUACAGCAGCAUAGUGGACACAGGUGUUCAUCCAAAAAAAAAAAAAACUGUAAACGUAUUGCACAUCACCUUUGAGCUCUUCAGCCGACAUGAAUCCGUAGAAAUAUGAUAUGCAAAUCUCUUGAUGUCACCGCUCGGUGGGCCCGAUGAAAGCUGUUAUUCUUGAGUCAGUCAAUCAAAUGCUGAAGAGUCCAAAAGCGAAAACAUUUCAUCAAAUAAAAGCACAUUCAUUCGUUGGGAGCCCAAUGGCUUGACUUUUGUCUAAGGGCUGAUUGACAACGUCACGAGUAGCCGACGGGGGUGCGGCGGGACGAGGGCGGUACGCCUCCCCGCCUUCGUUUCCCUUUUGGCUGCUUCGCCGUCUUGAAGCGACGAGAGAUCGGACGGGAACGUUCCGACACGAGGACGACCGCAAACAGCGGCAGCGAGCCGACCGAUUUGUACCAGUUCGCCGCAGUUGUCGCGCCGGAUCGACGUUCAAGACGAGAGCUAUACUGGGUCGACACCGGAUUCGCACAGUCGCGUGGGUCGAAAACUGCCGAUGUUGGCUCACGACUGGUGCAAAACCGGUUCCAUACUGGCGUCGUCGGGGAAGGAGCUCACCUCGGAGGCGGAGUCUUCCGUCCCGCCGCCAUUUUCUCAUCAGUAUCUCCACGAAAAAAACUUGCAGUGACAGGCGGAAACGGAUUAAAGCAAAACGUUUUGUUCAGACUUUUUUUUUUUUUUUUGCCAGUAAAACAAAAACUUUGGUGUGAAGAAGGAGAAAGUUGUGCCUCAGUGACCACCCCCCCCCCGCCCUGGUGUUUUACAAACAAUAUUCAUGAUGAUGACUACAAUAACUAUGUACACUUUUUAGUACUUUGAGUUGUAAUACUCUUUAGUAUUUUGCAAAUAAAUGUCUAUUUAAAACAACAUCCUGCGAUGAAUAAAGCAGACGCAA
Messenger RNA from Syngnathoides biaculeatus (alligator pipefish), 8958 nucleotides. Its product is annotated as sodium channel protein type 4 subunit alpha B-like. Gene Ontology annotation, biological process: sodium ion transmembrane transport; neuronal action potential; membrane depolarization during action potential. Lineage: Eukaryota; Metazoa; Chordata; Actinopteri; Syngnathiformes; Syngnathidae. Gene Ontology annotation, molecular function: voltage-gated sodium channel activity; protein binding. The coding region runs from base 515 to 6574 and encodes 2019 amino acids. Gene Ontology annotation, cellular component: voltage-gated sodium channel complex; plasma membrane; axon. The transcript is spliced from 33 exons. The record is from RefSeq and is a predicted model, not a curated record.